Molecule: messenger RNA, 9434 nt
Organism: Antechinus flavipes (yellow-footed antechinus)
Lineage: Eukaryota; Metazoa; Chordata; Mammalia; Dasyuromorphia; Dasyuridae
Gene: KDM4B
Product: lysine demethylase 4B
Exons: 23
Coding region: 2210-6055 (1281 amino acids)
Biological process (GO): chromatin remodeling
Cellular component (GO): nucleus
Molecular function (GO): histone H3K9 demethylase activity
Source: RefSeq, a predicted model, not a curated record
AGGUCUAGAAGUAUUCCCCAGUUUGAGCUUCAGUUUAUUAAUUUAUAAAUGAGAGUAGAAUUGGAUAGUCUGCAAGCACACUUGAGAUGCUUAGAUUGUAUGAAUCUAAUGACAAACAUUAAGUGCUUACCAUAUGUUAAUACUAUCCCUAUGUUAAGUUUAUGUUUACAUUUUGAUGGAAGAGAUAAUACAUUUAAGGGCAUAUAAGGAGGCUACUAGCAGUUGGUGGUCAGAAGAGGCUUCAUGUACAAGGUGGUCCUUGAGCUGUCUUGAAGAGAAGUGAGGAAGGAGCUUAUUAAUAAGCAUACUGACAGAAAAUAGAGCAUGGCAAAAACAAAACUGGAUGGCUGAGGGUAGAAAAAGGAGUAAUGUACACUUGGUCUAGAAAAACUGGGGCACAGUUGGUAAGGGCUUUUAAUUGAAUUGACAGGGAGCUGAAAGUUGGUUGUUUAGGGGAGUGAUUAGGUCUCUGGCCUGCUGAGAUACUAUAAGAAAUCUUGAGUUGAUCAAUUAAAUAAAAGACCAUGCUUAAAAUUACUUAGACUUCUUUGUAUGGGAUAGAUUGGAGAGACUAGAGACUGGGAGGCCAAUUAAGGGGUUGCAGUUGUGUAGGUGAUGAGGGCCUGAAUGAAGGGUUUAGCUGGGUGAUAGAAUGGAGUUCAGGAGAUUCUAUGACGGUAGAAAUGUCUGAAUUGGCAACUGAUCGAGUUUCGUGGAGAGAAAAGAGUGAGGAUUUAAGGAUGGUACUGAGGUUAUGAACCAGGAAAGAUGGAAGUAUUCUUUCCAUUGAAAUUGUGAUGUGGGAAAGGAGUUAAGACUUAUUGAAUUUGAUAUAUCCGGUCUGAAACUGAUGAUCCAGUAUGGUGAUCAGUUUCAGAAAAGUAAACAGAUUGGACAUACAGAUGUAGGAAUCACACGGUGUGUUAAAUCCAUCAUGGGGAGGAGCAAAUAAAUGUGCAUGGGCCUAAGAUAGAAGGUCUUGGCAGUAUUCAAGUUAGGGAGGUGUGAUAAGGAAUAUGGAGCUAAUGGAGAAAUGGGCAGACAGGUGAAAACUAAUAAUGGUGUCAUAAAAAACCCGGAGGGGAGAAGGUGCUAAACAGUAUCUAAUAUAGAGAUUUCAAGACUAUGUAUGAAUCAACAAUUAAGAGUGACUUUGGAGGCUGCAGCUUUAGUUAAUGGAUGAACUUGGGAGACUGGGGCAGACAACCUCAGUGAUAAGGAUUUGGCUCUGGCUAAUGUAGAGGUUGGAUUUGAGCUCCCGCUUAACAGACCGUAAGUCUUGUGCCACCUGGUUGCCUCAGACUGAGGAACAAGAGAAGGUGAAGGCAACAAACAAAGAUAUUGAUCGCUAUCUAGGAAUUUGGGUUACAAGAAAACAGGGGGUGAAGAGAUCCAGAUCAGAGACAGAGGGGAUCCCAGUGGAUCUAGGGAAAUGUAUUGCUUUUGAGCAUACGGUUUGAAGGUGAAGGGGAAGAUACCAAGAGAGGAGCUUUGGUGGCUGAGCCACUGGGACAACGAGCCGGCCUCGGCCCGGAGAAUGUCACAGAUGAGGUACACGUGUGUGGAGACGAGUGGGAGGAGGAGGCUCCCGAGGCUCCGUUUUUCUCUGGUUAGAGGCGAGCUCCUCCGCUGGAGAGGAGUGGAGGGAGGAGGAGGCAAUCACAAUUCAGAAGUAGCCUUUGGAGCGGUGGUCUUAGCAGUCUGAGGACUGCCUGACUUCAUUCCUGCCACUUAAUACUCGUAUGACCUUGGGGAAAGUCAUAACCUCGGGGUCUCAGUUUUCUCGUUAUGACCUGGGCCUGAAUUCCCACCACAUCGGGGGAGCGCUCGGCCACCCGUAUUUUUCAUGUAUCCAAGAAGUCUGUCUUCCCUUUUACUUCCUCCUUUCCAUCGCAGGUGCUAAGGCCUCUACGUUACAAAUUGAAGGUCUCCAACAUUAUGGAAAGCUGCCUUCUUACCAAGCCUAGCCUGCUGUUGUGCUGGGCAUCACGUACUCAUUUCCCAGCCUGAUUGCAAGGGCGGGGGCUCUUCAGAGAGGGGCUUGAGUGACAUCUGCCAUAUCCAUUCUUUGCGCCUCCGGCUUGCCUUGCAGCCAAUAGUGGUUCAAUUUAGUGCAGCCGGUAGGCGGGCCUUACGGCACCGUUGUCAAUCCGAGGCUGUUUAGCCAUUGGGUUGGUCGAGAGUGGCUGAAUGGUGUUCGUCAGGUCCAAUGGGAGUGUGGCCGGGCUGCAGGCACGUGGGAGGGUCGGGAGUCCUGCGAGCUAGUCCAAUGAGGAGGUGCGGCCUCCCUGGAGGCCCGGCCAAUCCGUGCCCGAAAUCCCUCCUAGCCCACCUCUUCGCUGGCCAAGGGGCAGGGCCUUGCCUUGUUGAUCGGCGGAGCGGAGGGGGAGGGGCGGAGCUGUCAGCCGUGGCCAAUGGGCGGGCGGGUGUGGGUGCUGGGGCCAAUGGCGGCCGGGGCGGUGCGGGCCCAUCGCGGAUAGAGCUUCUGCUGCGGUGGGGUCGAGUGCUGGCCGAGCAAGCGAGUGAAGGGGCCCGGCCCGAGCUAAGGAGCCAGAGGCGGCUGGCCCAGCCACUCCGCGACGGACUGACGAAGCUGACGCGCCGGGCAGCAACCAUCGGGUUUGUUACUGAGCCAUUUGGAAUCAUGGGGUCCGAGAAUCCAAGUCCACAAAACCCAAGUUGUAAGAUCAUGACCUUUCGUCCUACGAUUGAGGAGUUUCAGGACUUUGGGAAAUAUGUGGCCUACAUUGAAUCCCAAGGAGCUCACAGAGCAGGACUUGCUAAGGUGAUCCCACCCAAGGAGUGGAAACCUAGGAAAACUUAUGAUGACAUUGAUGACAUGGUGAUUCCAGCUCCUAUUCAGCAGGUGGUGACAGGACAAUCUGGUUUAUUUACCCAGUAUAACAUACAGAAGAAACCCAUGACAGUAGGAGAUUAUCGGCGUUUGGCCAAUAGUGAAAAGUAUUGUACUCCUCGACACCAAGACUUUGAAGAUCUGGAGCGUAAAUACUGGAAGAACCUGACUUUUGUAUCUCCAAUUUAUGGAGCUGAUAUCAGUGGUUCUUUAUAUGAUGCUGAUGUGGAAGAAUGGAAUAUUGGGAAUUUGAAUACCCUUUUGGACAUGGUGGAACAUGAAUGUGGGAUUAUCAUAGAAGGUGUGAACACUCCCUAUCUGUACUUUGGGAUGUGGAAAACCACCUUUGCUUGGCACACAGAAGACAUGGAUCUCUACAGUAUCAAUUACCUGCACUUUGGGGAGCCCAAAUCAUGGUAUGCCAUACCUCCAGAACAUGGUAAACGUCUGGAACGCCUGGCAAAAGGGUUUUUCCCUGGCAGUUCUCAGGGAUGUGAUGCCUUUCUCCGUCACAAGAUGACUCUCAUCUCUCCCUCCAUCUUGAAGAAGUACAGCAUCCCUUUUGAUCGGAUCACUCAGGAGGCUGGCGAGUUUAUGAUUACUUUUCCCUAUGGAUACCAUGCAGGAUUCAAUCAUGGUUUCAACUGUGCUGAGUCAACCAAUUUUGCCACAUUGCGAUGGAUUGAUUAUGGCAAGAUGGCUACUCAGUGCACCUGCCGAAAGGAUAUGGUGAAAAUUUCAAUGGAUGUUUUUGUGAGAGUGCUACAGCCAGAGCGCUAUGAACUGUGGAAGCAAGGAAAAGAUAUUACUGCUUUGGACCACAUGAAGCCCACUGCACUAACUAGUCCCGAAUUGAUGGCUUGGAAUGAGACUAAGGCUGUGCUGAAAGCUAAGCUCCUUCGGAGACAAAUUAGUCUGAAGGAAAACAGACACUGGAAAAAGACUGAGGAGGAGAGAAAACCAAAUAUAGAAAGGAAGAGAGAGCAGAACAGAAAGCCUGGCCUAUCGUCCCACAGAAAAAGAAGCCAACCUAGGAGGCAUAAGACGGAAGACCAGAAGUCUUUGGGAGAGGUUAUGGCUGCAGAAACCCUUUUGGAGGAGGGCAAAGUGAAGGAAGAACCUAAACAUGAACCUGAUCUAGAAGAAGAAGAGCAACACAAAACUCCUGAAGGUGGUGAAGGGGAUGGUAAGACCAAGCUCCGUGCCCCCAAAGCCAAAAGUGAUAAGAAGAAGAAGCACCAUCACCACCACCAUCACCACCACCACCACCACCCUCCUCAGCCGCCUCAGUUGUUGUCACCUCCACCCCAGCUCUGUACAGAUGAAGAGGUCCCCCCACCACCUCCUCCCACAUUGGAGCCCCCUGUGCUAGCACCAGUCUCUGCUGCCACAGAAGAGAGCUUUCCCUUAGCUGCCCCCCUCAACAUUGUCCAUCCCUCUGAGGUGCCCAGCGAAGAGGAUGACUUUAAGCCUCGACCUAUCAUUCCCAUGUUAUAUGUGGUUCCACGGACCAAUAAGGUGGCAUUUGACAAAGAGCGUGUAUCUUGCCAGCAGACGCUUGAGCACUUUGCUCAGAAAGGCCAGAUUUGGAGGGAGCAGACUGUGCCCAUGGAGCUAACAGUGAAGGAAGAAGAAAGGGAAGAAGCCGAACAGGUGGAGAUUGGUCCCAAAACCAGUGAGGUUCAGGCUCCAUCCACCUUUUCCAAAUUGAAAAUGGAGAUCAAGAAGAGUCGGCGUCAUCCCUUGGGUAAACCACCAACUAGAUCCCCAUUGUCUGUUGUCAAACAAGAAGGCUCCAGUGAUGAGGAAGCGUUUCCCUUCUCUGGAGAAGAGGAUGUGAGUGACCCUGAGGCCUUGAAGUCUUUACUUUCCCUCCAGUGGAAGAAUAAAGUGCACAACUUCCAGGCAGAAAAGAAGUUCAAUGCAGCUGCAGCCCUGGUAGAGCCAUAUUGUGCUGUCUGUACUCUCUUCUACCCCUAUAACCAGUCCUUACAGACAGAUAAAGAAACUCCCCAGACCUCUCUUGGGGAGACCUCUUCACUACUUCAGCUUUCCAAGUGUGGACAGAAGACCAAGCCCUUGAUCCCGGAAAUGUGUUUUACUUCAAGCGGUGAAAAUACUGAGCCUCUCCCUGCAAAUUCUUAUAUUGGUGACGAUGGAACCAGCCUCCUCAUAGCCUGCGCCAAAUGCUACUUACAAGUUCAUGCAAGUUGCUACGGAAUCCGUCCUGAUCUGGUAAAUGAAGGUUGGACUUGUUCCCGGUGCACAGCCAAUGCCUGGACAGCGGAAUGUUGUUUGUGUAACCUCAGGGGAGGAGCUCUUCAGAUGACAACUGAUAAAAGGUGGAUUCACGUGAUCUGUGCUAUUGCUGUCCCAGAAGUACGAUUUCUUAACGUAAUAGAGCGUCACCCUGUGGAUAUCAGUGCAAUCCCAGAGCAACGAUGGAAAUUGAAAUGUGUUUACUGUCGAAAGCGGAUGAAGAAGAUAUCUGGAGCUUGCAUCCAGUGUUCCUACGAACAUUGCUCUACUUCUUUUCAUGUGACUUGUGCUCAUGCGGCUGGUGUCCUCAUGGAACCUGAUGAUUGGCCCUAUGUUGUGUCCAUCACUUGCUUUAAGCAUAAAACAGGCAGCCAAGGUGUCCAGUUUCUAAGGGAAGUGUCUUUGGGCCAGACAGUUAUCACAAAGAACCGCAAUGGUCUCUAUUAUCGGUGCAAAGUAAUCGGCACAACCACACAGACGUUCUAUGAAGUGAACUUUGAUGACGGUUCCUACAGUGACAACUUGUACCCAGAGAGCAUUAUUAGUAGAGAUUGUCUCCAGCUGGGACCCCCUCCUGAAGGGGAGUUUGUUCAGCUCCGGUGGACUGAUGGAAAUAUCUAUAAAGCCAAGUUCAUUUCAGCUGUGAUCAGUCAUAUUUAUCAGGUGGAGUUUGAAGAUGGUUCCCAACUCAUGGUGAAGCGGGGUGACAUUUACACCCUCGAGGAGGAACUCCCCAAGAGAGUCAAAUCAAGACUGUCCCUCAGCACUGGUGCUCCACAAGAGAGAGUAUCCUCAGGAGAGGAGGCCAAGGCAGCAAAGCGCCCGAGAGUGGGCAACGCCCGAAACUCUGAGGACUAUGGACAGAAUCCUGAUUACCUGGCCUUCAUGGAGAGCCUCCUGCAGUCACAAUACCAGCCUGGAGCCCAGAGCCACAUGUUUUAGUACAAACACAAUUUUAGAACCAACAUCUCGUGACCUCCCCUACCCCCACCCUGACCCCCUUUGACCCCAGCAAAGCACCCAGGCAACUGUGGAACAAGUGGACAGCCCUCUCCCUUCCCCUUUCCCCUCCCCCCUGCAAUAACUUGCUGUGAAUUCCUUUCAUCUACAUUUAAUUUUGACCAUCUGAGAGACUUGUCUGGCCACAGGCUACCUCGACUCUGCUGAACACACUGCUGACGGUCAUAGGAAAGGAAGCAAUGGUAACCUCUCAGAUUGCGUGUCACCUGGAGGCUUUAGAAGAGCUUGUACUCCCGGAGCCCAUGGAUGCCUGGCUCUUGUCUUAGGCUAGGAAGGGUUAAACGUUACAUUACAAAAGCAAAAACUACUCAGAUUUUUAAACCAUGUAAAAGCUCUCAUCUUGAAAAGGUGCUAUUUCACUGACUACUGAAGCAGCCUUUGGAAUUGUGAUUUCUGUAUAUAAAUCACCUUUGUGAAGUUCUUUCUAUAAAUACUUAUUGUUAAAAAAAAUAUAAGAAAAAAACGGAAAAAGAAGGAAAGAAAAAAAAAAAUCCCCAAACUGGUUUUCUAGAUUUGUGGCUUUAAAAAAAAUUGUUCUUUUCCCCACAAACCGAAAUGGGAUUUGAGUAACACUGAAUACGAGGGAGAGAAAAACAUCUCAUUCAUUUUCUUUUGUUGUUGUUUUAAAAUAUUAUUUGUAUAUUGAGUGGGCAGGGAAUGUGUUUCAGCUGGAGUGUCUUGGAAGUUGAGGGUGUUUGUGUUCUGAGCAGCCCAUUUGCGUGUUUCUGGUACUGCUCCCUCUCCCAGUGGCUGUGCUGAGGCUUGUCAGUCAUUCAGGUGGGGCUGCAGGUAGGCUUGGGGAAAGGAGGGGAGGGCGUGCUAUACCUUUGCCCUGCUCCAGGUCGGGGGGCUUGCUCCCCAGGGCUCCAGGCCCCACCAAGGCUUCUCCCCUCGAUAUUCUUAGAAGAGGAAGGUUGAGAGCUCUGCUCGGGCACAGGUCCUGGGAGUGUGGGGACCCUGGAUGUGUUUGCCACUGCCCGGUCCCGGCAAGCGGGGUGUGUGGCCAGCAUCUCGGUGCGUGUCUGGCCAAAUAAGUACUUUGUCUUCUGGUUUGCUUGAUCUUUUGCUUCUUACUGUUGUGAGAACCAUUCCAUAACUGAAGUCCCAGAGGUAUAUACGUGUGUUUGAUUAAAGAAGAAAUCCCCCGACCCUUUUGUGGCUGCAGAAGAGAUACCCCUGUAGGUCACCCUCGUAAGGGAUGCUGGAGGCAGGCCUGGAUCUUUUUGGUGUGCUGGGCAGGUGGCCGAGGUGUGUUUGGUGGUCUCCGUUCAUUAAUAACUAGCGGAAACUCGUUUGGGGGGUUUUGUUUCAAGCCACAAAAGAUGUCUCCUCCUUCCCCCACAGCUGAGCCAGGUGGCUAAGCAGCUAAGAGAUGAUCUGAAACUGGGGAAGGAGAGACAGGGAGAGAGGACUGGACUUGAGGUCAGGGGGCUGCCCCUGGGUGCCGUGACAGUGUUUUGGGCUCCCUGGGGACUCCUGGGAAGAGGCUCCUCUGUGCGAGGUUAGCCAUAUGUUUACACUGACUCCUGGUAAGCCUGGUCAGAAAGGCCGGCCUACGGGUGAGGCCAGGGAGCCCUCCGGGGUGGUGCUGCCCCGGGCACCGGCUCCUCCGGGUGGGGGCAGGGGCUGAGCUGUUGGUUUCAGCCUCAGGUGAAGCCGUAUCUUUUUUUAAUCUUAGAUUGAAGAGAGAAAAUGUACUUUCAUUUGUUGUUUUGGAGAAAGUGAGCAGAGCUGAGGUCAAGCCUCACUUUAUCUGGCUGUGUAAUCUGAGGGGUUUCCUGCCAUUCACAAGAAAGUGAUUUAAAGAAUAGUCUGCAUGUAUUUUUUAAAGAUGUUUUAACAGUUGAUAGGCUGGAGAGAGCACUAUUUAAAACAGAAAGUGAGAGAACAUUGACAUCUGAGAACUCUUGCUGUGGAAAGGGAAAAGUGAGGGCUGGGGAGGAGGGAUGGGCAGUGGGGACCUUGAGUUGUGGGGAUCUCCUUCGUGUAGCAGUCCUGGCUGAAACAGCACCUUUCCUAGAUUCUAUUCUAGUCCCUUUUAAAGAUGACGCUUUAUGUUGUCAGAAGGAGCAGCCUCGUAUUCUCCAGGGGCCAUAUUCAAGGAGUGCUUGUUCGGAAUGUUACUCUGGACUCUAGAAGUUAGACUGACUGACCCCUGGAUGAGGCUGCUCUUCCCUGCCCAAUACACACACACACACACACACACUCCCCUGCCUUCCAGGUUUGGGCUGUGGGGAAUGACGUGUGCUAUAGUGGCCACAGUAUUCGGGGAAAUGCACAUUUUGUUUUCCCAACCAAAAAUAUUUGCAAGUAUCUUACAUACUACAAAAUUCCAGGCUGCUUAUUAUUUUAUUUCUGAGACGUGCCUUUGGUGUUUUAGGUGGCAAGAGGACAGAUAAUCUAGUCCCUCUUUAAUGGUGGUGUGCUUUAUAAUUCUCUCUGAAGGAGACUGACAAUUUGGCAAAGAGCAAAAGGCCCAUCCAUCUGAGUAUGCACAGCAUGGACGUGUAGGAAAUGUGUCUUGAGAUGAAAAAAUUGACCCAGUGCUUAAAAGCUUGUGUGAGGACUUCCAAGAGAAACCGCUUAGGACCCCAGGCUCAGACCCUGGAAGAAGAUGUAGACAUUUUCCAGGCUGGCCGUCUCCCUCGUCCGAGGCCCCGAGGGGUUUGGUGACCAUUCGGCGGGGCAGGGAGUAAGCAGCAAAGCCAGCAUUCCAGCCAAGAUGUCCACCAUGCGUGGCCACCCCGGCAGCAGGCAGGCGGCAUCCCAGGCGUGGGGCUCAGAUCAGGCCGCCCCUACACCUUGUAGAUGGCCGGGGAGCGGGUCUGGGGCUCAGAGAGCACAAGUGGUAGUCAUGUCCGGAGUUGGAGGAGAAAACAGAGCAGAGGAUCAUCUCGCUUGUGCUGUUGCUCACUCGUCCCCUUUCAUCCACGCUCCGGUCGGCCCGCCGGCUGUUCCGGGCUACGCAGAACGAGGCAUCCCAUCUUCUGUCUUGGUGCCUUUGCCGGGUUGUCCCCCACACCUGGAAUGCACACCCUCCUGCCCCGAGCUCGUGGAAAGCUCAGCUCAGGUGCCGCCUCCUUUGGCAAGUCUUUCCUGAUCCCCCAGGUGUUAGUUCCCUCUGCCUCCUGAAAUUACUUUGUAUUUACUUACCUGUACAUGUUGUAUCUCCCCAAUAGAAUGUAAGCUCCUUGAGGGCAGGGACUGUUUGGUUUUUGUCUUUGUAUCCGGAGUGCCUGGCCCAGUGCCUGGCACAUCUUAGGCACUUAAUAAAAGUUGUUGAAUUGUUGAAUCCCUCACA